CUGAUUUGUUCCAUUAAUAUUUAUGAGAACAUACCUCGUGAUACUAUUCGAAGAACAGGGUUUUCUAGUUGCCUCGCCUCGAUCGAGAAAGUUUUCCCUGUCAUGUGGGCUGAGAUACUCUGUGGUUUUAUAGCGUUUAGAGUGCUCAGGCGAUUCUUUUGUCCAAAGGAUGAAAUGGAGAUCGAGGCCUCCGAUUCUAAUGCCAUUUUCGCUGCCGCUUCUAGAUUAGAAAAGCUCUAUGGUGGAAGGGUUUUUUUGGGGCUUCGAAUUCCAGAUGCUGACACUGGUUCGCGACAGAGUAUUGAUAUGGUUCUUGUAACUAAAGGGGAUGCAGUGGUGAUAUCUGUAAAAAAUCUUUCAGGUUUGGUUUCCAUCAGUGCUGAUGGAAGCUGGAUCUGUGAAGGUGAUGGUACACAAAGGUCAGAGAUUAUGCCUGAUCCAGUGGUUGAGACACGAAGAUGGGCCUCAAUUCUCGAGUCAUACCUUGAACAGAGAGGAGUUGCGCUGCCAGAAGGAUAUUUAUCGUGUAAAGUUUUGCUUCCCAAUCCAAAAUUUCGAACAGUUCAUUUGAACUAUUUUCCUUCUGAAGUCGUCACAUAUGAUCAGUAUAUACAGUUGAAACCAGAACCAAAAAGUACGUUCUCCGGUUGGAUCAAGGGUGCUUUGCGUGGAGGAAAAAAAGAGAUGCAGGAAUCUAUGGAUCAGAAGCUAAAUUUUGUCCUCAACACUGCACCCAUGUGGGAUAGGCUGGAACUUAAAGGAAAUAAUUUUAUUCUGGGAGAAUUCAUGGAGUUCAAAGGGAAAAAGGAAGAUAUGCAGGCUUUGAGAGAUAUCAAAAGAUCAAAAGUUAGUUGCAUAGUCAUCCAGAGGAUGAGAAUGAUCAGAUUUGUUCCUUCAAGAUUUCGAGUUUUAUACUCUGCUCGGGAUUAUCGAAACGACGGGGCCUCUGCUUCUGAGUGGAAGGAAGUAACGGUAGGAUCCAGUACAGUGGUAGUAUUUCAGAUGGAAUAUUCUUCUAAAGUUCGAAAAAUCAAGAUCUCUACAAUUGCAUCUCUGUCAUUGAGUGCCUGAAGGUGUCUGGUCAGUUUUGUAUUUUUUUUAUUAUUAUUUUUUAAAUUUUGAUCAUAACUCUCCUGAGAUUGAUUGAGCUGGGAAGAUAAAACUAUAUUUUUUUUCACCUUUUUUUGGUUCCUUUCUAUAAUUUUUUAUGGUCAUUGUUCCUUCUUCAACGGGUUUUUAUCAUAUCAAGCCGAGGCUGCUGUGUCAGAAACUUGAACAGUAAAUGUCUUCAAAUUAGUGUAUAUCUGAUAUAUAUAUAUAGUAGUUACAUGUGUUUUUAAUA
This is a messenger RNA of Momordica charantia (bitter melon), 1342 nucleotides long. RefSeq lists its product as uncharacterized. The record is from RefSeq and is a predicted model, not a curated record. Lineage: Eukaryota; Viridiplantae; Streptophyta; Magnoliopsida; Cucurbitales; Cucurbitaceae.